Molecule: messenger RNA, 3802 nt
Organism: Mobula hypostoma (lesser devil ray)
Lineage: Eukaryota; Metazoa; Chordata; Chondrichthyes; Myliobatiformes; Myliobatidae
Gene: myef2
Product: myelin expression factor 2
Exons: 18
Coding region: 71-1996 (641 amino acids)
Cellular component (GO): nucleus; cytoplasm; ribonucleoprotein complex
Molecular function (GO): mRNA binding
Source: RefSeq, a predicted model, not a curated record
GUGCUUGGGACGGGACGGGACUGGACGGCGCGUCGUUUCGGAGAGUUUUCAGCUCCGUCCGGAGGAAAACAUGAUGGAGGAGAUCAAAGAAGACCCGCAGGAGAUCCAGCACGUCGAAGAUACCCAGCAUGAAGAGAGCGAGACGCCAGAUAAAACUGAAGAAGAUGAGCCUUCAAAAGAGGAAACAUCAAGUUUGAAGGACAAGCCUGUAAUAAAUAAGAAGUCCAACAGAUUUCAUCCAUACUCAAAAGAUAAGACGACAAAUGGUGACAAGAAAGCUUAUAACCGUAACCGAGUUUUUAUUAGCAACAUUCCUUAUGAUAAAAAGUGGCAAGUGAUUAAAGACCUCAUGCGAGAUAAAGUUGGUGAUGUUGUAUACGUGGAACUCUUUAAGGAUGCUGAAGGAAAGUCAAGGGGCUGUGGUGUUGUGGAAUUCAAAUCAGAGGAUUUAGUUUCAAAGGCUUUGGAUGUUAUGAACAAAUAUGAUCUUGGUGGAAGACCGCUCACCAUAAAAGAGGAUGCUGAUGGAGAGCAUGCUCGCAGGGCUAUGCAGCGUGCUGGGGGUGGUUCGUACCCUGGCGGAUCCAGGCCGGAUAUUAGUUCACCAAUUGUUAAUUUGCCGCCUAAUCUUGUCAACAAUCCAAAUAUACCUCCUGAAGUCCUCACUGCACUACAGGCUGGAAGACUUUUACCAACUGUGUUUGUUGCUAAUCUUGACUUCAAAGUGGGUUGGAAGAAAUUGAAAGAAGUAUUUUCCAUGGCUGGGACUGUAAAACGUGCCGAUAUCAAAGAAGACAAAGAUGGCAAGAGCCGCGGAAUCGGGACUGUGAUAUUCGAACAGCCACUUGAGGCCGUUCAAGCUAUUUCUAUGUUUAAUGGACAGCUUUUGUUUGAUAGACCAAUGCAUGUGAAAAUGGAUGAUAGGUCUGUUCCACAUGAUGACUUGCGUUCUGUUGACAAGAAGCCUCAAUUGCCUCGUGGGCUUGGUGGUAUUGGAAUGGGACUUGGACCUGGAGGUCGACCAAUUGCUGCAAAUCAAAUGACUAUGAGUAAUGCAGUGGGCAGCAUGACAGCUGGAGGAAUUGGUAUAGAUGGACCAGCCUAUAGGGGAAUGAACAGAAUGAGUGGAGGAAUGAGUGGUCCCAUUGGUUUUAGCAGUGGAAUGGACGUAAUGAACAACUUGGGAAGCUUUGGUGAUGGAGGCAUGGGUAAUCUGGGUCGAAUGGCAGGUAUGAGCACAAUGGAAGACUUCAGAGGAAAUCUGGCCCCAGGACUGGGAAACAUGGGAGGAGUGGGAGGCAGUAUGAGUGCCAUUGGCGGAAUAAGCAGCAGUGUAGCUGCAAUGGGAAGUACUAUGGGAGAUGUGUAUCGCGCAGGAAUGGCAUCUUCUGGUAUGGGAGGUAGUUUUGAUCAAGAAUUUGGAAGAAGUGAAAUGCCUAUGAAACGUGGUUUUGGCGAUUCAUUUAGUGGAAUGGGAGGUGGAAUAGGUGGAGGUAUCGGAGGAAGCAUGGGAGGUGGAAUGGGGGCCACUGGUAUGGGCGUAAUUGCUUCUGCAUUAGGUGCUGGCAUGGCUGCUAUGAAUAGCAUGGCUGGGGGCAUGGCAAUGGCUAUGGAUCGUAUGGGUUCCAGUCUCGAUCGAAUGGGAACAGGAAUGGUAGGUGGGAUCGACAGGAGCAUGGAUAAUGAUCGUGGAUUUGGAAGUAUGAAUACUGGAACAGCAGGAAGCGGUUUAAGAGACGGUGGAAGUAGUUUUCGAGGCUGUCAGAUUUUUGCAAGAAAUCUUCCAUAUGACCUGACAUGGCAGAAGCUAAAGGAGAAGUUUAGUCAAUGUGGUCACGUAAUGUUUGCUGAAAUAAAAAUGGAAAAUGGCAAGUCCAAGGGUUGUGGGAUUGUACGCUUUGAUUCUCCAGAAGUGGCAGAGAAAGCAUGCAGAAUGAUGAACGGCACAAAAAUUAAUGGGAGAGAGAUAGAUGUGCGCAUGGAUCGUAAUGCGUGAUUGAAGACUGAUGUGUAUAGAAAGAUACAGCAUGUUUGAUUAGCCUUAUUGUUUUGCUGCGUUUUGUACUGAAGUGAUUUCCAACAGCUUUAGUGGAAGCUUACAUGUUAUGUGAGUUAUCAUGCAAUAUUGAAAGAUUGCCAACUUAAACUGGAUAUCGACUUGUACGUUUAUGUAAUUUUUGUUAUCAGACUGAGUUUUUUAUGUAUAUAGAAAUUUAGGUAACAUAUUGUUCACUUCUGUUUGAAUGGAUAAACUUUUUAAUAAAAUGUUGUCCAAUGGAUUUUGUUUACAAUGUCAUGAAAAGAAGUGAGCUUUUGUAAAACCACCACUUGAUAAACGGAGUGAAAGCCUUGAUACUAUCCUGUGCAAAAUUCUUAGCCACAUAUGUGUAGCUAGUGUGGCUAAGACUUUUUCACAGUACCAUAUUUGUCAACAUAGAGCAGUGAGCGAAUUUGUAAAUCUGGGAAUGGCAAGGGCGGAUCACUGCAGGAGGGGUGAGACAGGUAGCAGAGAAGGAGUGCUGGGUCAGAAAUGGAGGUGGCACGGGUGACACCAAGCAAGGUUAUAUAAUUCCAACAUUUGGUUUAUUGAUCAUUACAGAAUGUCUCUCUGGUGCCUCCUCUCUCCCUGCCCCUUUCCCACUCUCAGUCCACAAUUGAGACCCAUAGUAAAAUCAGGUAGGUCACUCACAUAGGUCAUUAGAUUUGUUGUUUUUUUUGGCGGCAGCAGUACAGUGCAAUACAUAAAAUUACCACAGUGCUGUGCAAUUUCUUAGGCAUCCUCGCUACAUAUAUGUGCAUAAGACCUUUGCACAGAUCUGUACAAUUCCUUCUAUUUUUGUUGAAGCACCAAUUCUUAAUCUUCAAUAAUGUAACUGAAUUUUCUGCUGUUGGUCUGGUCUGUACACCACAUUCAUUACCUUUAUUCCCAUAAAACCAUGAAAUUACAGUUUGGUGCUCUACAAACUGAAUACUGUGUAUUUCAUUGCAGCAUCAAAUUUUUUGUUAUUGUAACAACUUUGCUGUAAUUUAGUGAAAACCUUGCAAUGUCUUUGAAGUAUUAUUUAGUAGGAAUAUAGUUUUCUUUUUACUUAAGUCCACUAAGAAUAUUUUAAUUCAAAAAGAUCUUUUCCUAUUCAAUCUCACAAACUUGAAAUGCAUAUUUGACUGUAACCUGUGCUGGAUGAACAAAGAGAUCUUGUAACACAGCACCUGAUCGAAUUUGAGGGGAGUAACACAUUUUUAAUAAUAGCUUGUAUAUGUCAAUGGUAAGUACAGUGUAAGAGUUUAGAGCUUAAGUAUGCCUAAAAAUACUUGGAAACUUUCAGUGGGUAACUUGGGAGUUAAUAUAGGUACUUAAAGUAUUUUUGCUCUAUUGCUUGUUUGCUUCUGGGAAAGACUGCUCACUUUGAAUUUUAUCAGCUUAUCUCUAGAGUACAGUACUGAGUUUAUCGUUUCAUGGAAAAUGGAACCAAUGGAACGGUUCCCAUAAUUAAAGAUCCUGUAUUUUUGUUAUCCUACUUUGACGAACUUGCCUACAUUAGCCUUUCAAAUUCAGGUUAACUUCUAGCGCUCAGCAACUGAUGUGAUUUUGUUGUAGGCUGUCUUCUAAUCUCUUGUGCCAAGUAUAUUAAACCAAUUGUCCCAAUAAUAAAAUUUAAGGGACAAUAUUCUGCUGAUGCCAUGAAUGGUGCUUAAAUCUGGAGAGUGCAAAUCAUAAAGUUGGGUAAGUUUUUUUAUUUUUUAAAAAAUAGUUUCAAGUGUGUUAUGUAACCCAAGCAACAUACAUCAAAGUUGCUGGUGA